Molecule: messenger RNA, 1137 nt
Organism: Urocitellus parryii (Arctic ground squirrel)
Lineage: Eukaryota; Metazoa; Chordata; Mammalia; Rodentia; Sciuridae
Source: RefSeq, a predicted model, not a curated record
AUGAACGGAGGGAAGUGGACAGGAGUGGCCUGUGAUUGUCCCCAGGGCUUCACAGGAGAUCGAUGUCAGUUAUUGAUCAAUGUCUGCCUGAAUGGAGGUCUCUGGGAUGGGCUCAAGUGUCAGUGUACCAGCCUCUACUACGGGCCACUGUGUGAGAUUGUGGUGGAGAGCAUCGAGAUUGAGCCACCACCACAGACGGUCACUGCUCAAAUGGAACUGACGGUGACCGUGACUAGUGAGCCAUACAGUGAUAAGCUACAGGACCGGUCUUCUCAGGAAUUCAAGAAGUUCAAUGAAACAUUCACGGAACAGAUGAAAACAAUUUAUUCUGGAAUCCCUGAGUAUGAAGGAGUCAACAUCACAGGGUUGAGGCAGGGCAGUGUGGUGGUGGAGCAUGACGUCAUCCUGAAGACCAAGUUCACCCCAGAAUACAAGGAAGUCUUCAAGAAGGUCACGGAGGAGGUGAAGGAAAAAAUCGAGAAUGCAACCAGAGAGCUGAUAAGCAACAAUGAUACCUGCACAGCCAUGCUGUGCUUCAACUCAACUGCCACCAAGGUGCAGAACAUUACAGUCACCCAGUACGAUCCUGAAGAGGAAUGCCGGAAGAAGGCUGGGGAGGAAUUUGCCCCCUACUUCACGGUGGAGUACAAGGACCAGAAGCCCUACUGCAUCACGCCCUGCAUGGCCGGCUUCAAUGCUUCCUGGGACUGCCACUACGGCAAGUGCCAGCUGCAGCGYAGUGGCCCCCAGUGCUACUGCCUGAUCACAGAGACUCACUGGUACCGCGGAGAGACCUGUGAGUGGGGCAUCCAGAAGAGCCUGGUGUACGGACUCGCGGGCGCGGGCGGUGCCGUGGUGCUGCUGGUCAUCGUGGUCCUCCUGGUGUUCACRCUCCGCUCCAGGAGAGAGGUGAAGAGGCAAAAGGCCACAGUGUCUCAGUUGUACCAGUGGCAAGAAGACAAUGGUGGAUCUGUCCCUGGGACCCUCCGAAACAUUGGCUUUGACAUCCACGAAGAAAGAGAAUAUUACACCCACCUGGACUCCAUCUACAGUAACUUCCAGCYCUCUCUGAAUCACAUAGACCCUGCAAAAAAGGUCCAAAUUCAGAGGCCCCAGGUGGUAAUGACAGCCUUGUAA